AUGGGCGUGAGUGAUCUGAUUCGAGAUUCCGCCUUCGGUCAUCUUGUUCGCCUUGCUACUGGCAACAAAUAUCUCACAUACGCUGAGGAACGGGACCCCAGCCUAUGGAAGAAGUACGUCAACGAAGUUAAAUCGCGGAAUUUUGCGCACCAUGGUCAUGCUGGAGACGUAUCUGACGAUGAUGCGGGGACACGCGAGGCUCGACAUGUGUCUGAGGAUUCAGAGAAGGACCUAUCAGAUUCAGAGAGGCCAGGGCAGCCAAAGGAGGGUAUUCCUAAUCUCGCCAGCGGAGUCAAGCUUGAUCCAGAAAAAGGGAGGGAUAUCCAUCUCAUAGAUUGGUAUGGGCCUGAUGACCCGGAGAACCCGCGCAAUUGGUCCCACGCGAAGAAAUACUUUGUCACUUUCGAGAUCUGCUUGCUAACUUUAAGUGUUUACAUCGGAUCGUCUAUCUAUACUGCUGGCCUGUUGGGCGUCAUGGAAGAGUUCGGCGUCAGCCAGGUCGCAGCCACUCUUGGUUUAACCUUGUUCGUCGCCGGUUAUGGUUUGGGACCCAUGGUAUGGGCGCCCAUGUCCGAGAUCCCCUUUAUUGGCCGGAAUCCGGUGUACAUUGGAACCCUAGUCAUAUUCGUGCUCUUCCAAAUUCCUACCGCUUUAGCCUCAAACUUUGGCAUGCUCCUUGCCUUCCGUUUUCUCACUGGCCUAUUUGGAUCACCAGUCGUAGCCACCGGAGGCGCCAGUAUCGGGGACAUGUAUCGACCACAGAAACAAGCCUACGGGUUAGGGAUUUGGGGCAUCUCCGCAAUAUGCGGUCCCGUUCUUGGCCCGCUUGUCGGAGGGUUCGCUGUAGAAGCUGAAGGCUGGAGAUGGUCCAUCUGGGAACUGAUGUGGCUCUCUGGAUUCUGCUUGGUAUUCCUCUUCUUCCUUCUUCCAGAAACCAGCUCCGCCAACAUCCUCUACCGCCGCACUCGCCGUAUCCGCAAGCUCACGGGCGACGAAAAGCUCAAAUGCGAACCCGAGAUCAUGGGCGAGCAAAUGACUGGCAAAGACAUCGUAUGGAUGGUACUCAUCCGCCCCAUCAGCCUCAACUUCACCGAACCCAUGGUCUUCUUAUUGAACCUUUAUAUUUCUUUGAUCUACGCACUCCUCUAUAUCUGGUUCGAAUCUUUCCCCAUCGUCUUCGUCGGCAUCUACCACUUCACACUCGGCGAGCUCGGCCUCGCCUUCCUCGGCAUCCUCAUCGGGGUCAUCUGCAUCAUCCCCCCCUUCUUCUGCUGGCUAUACUUUCACCAAGAGAAGCAAUUCAACGAGCGCGGCGAGAUCCAGCCCGAGAAGCGCCUCCCACCAGCCAUGGUUGGCGGCUUCUUCGUCCCCAUCUGCCUGUUCUGGUUCGGGUGGUCCGCGCGCCCGGACAUUCACUGGAUUAUGCCCAUCAUUGGCUCCAGCUUCUUCUCCGUGGCUACCUUCCUCCUCUUCCAAUCCGUGUUCGGGUACCUCGCCGAUGCGUACCCGGACUACGUCGCCAGCGUGUUCGCCGGCAACGACUUUAUGCGGUGUGGGUUCGGCGCUGGGUUCCCGCUGUUCGCGGCCGCGAUGUAUAAUAGGCUGGGCGUGGGUUGGGCAAGCUCGCUGCUGGCUUUUUUGGGGAUCGCGUUCAUCCCGAUUCCGUAUGUGUUGUAUGUUUAUGGGGGGAGGUUACGGAAGAGGAGUAAGCAUGCGCGCAAGGACUUUUAGAUUGGGCGCCUGGGAAGAGUUUUAGAGUCGAGAGCAUUAGACGGUUGGAUUUGAGAAAGCUUUUGGCUAGGCAAGUGGUAAUGGAUUGAUGACUGUAACGGUUUGGCGCUCAUAACGGUUUGCGGAGUUUAUAAGACUUUGUAGACCUUGUGUACGAUAUUAAUGCUUGGUAUUUCAUGCAGUUGUCUUCUAUGAAUUGAUUAGAGCGCAAUGUUCCUCCUCAGAUAUCGAUCAUCGUACCCGUUAUGGG
Molecule: messenger RNA, 1981 nt
Organism: Mytilinidion resinicola
Lineage: Eukaryota; Fungi; Ascomycota; Dothideomycetes; Mytilinidiales; Mytilinidiaceae
Product: MFS general substrate transporter
Exons: 3
Coding region: 1-1731 (576 amino acids)
Biological process (GO): xenobiotic detoxification by transmembrane export across the plasma membrane
Molecular function (GO): fluconazole transmembrane transporter activity
Source: RefSeq, a predicted model, not a curated record